ACUCUGAUUCAUGGUUUCCCCAUAUGCUCACAAUCACGCUUAAAGACCUAAAACUGUGGAUUCUCCCAAUAAAUAUCCUAUCAAAUAUUGAUAAAAUAUCUCAACUGAAGGUUGAAUGCGUUGCAAAACUAUUAUUGUGAUGUUUAUCAAAAGAAAACAUAAAAACAUCUGUUAAAUAGAUAAAUUAAUAAGUGUUUUUUACUUAUUUUAUGGGGAGUUCCAGACGUCAGACGUAAAUAACCGCUUUCAUACGUUAAAUAUUACAAUAAACGUAAUACCCGAAUAAAACGUAUAAAUAACCAUACCAUACCACACAUCACAAUUAUAUUUAUCGAGAUUGCUAAUGCAAACAAAAUAUAAUGCUUUUAACCAAAUUUGACAGACAGACAAUUGACACAAUGAGCAAUAGCAAUGGCAGCAACAACAAAAUUGCAUGUUUAACUGAAACUGAAGCUACGAUUAAAAAGAAUGGUUAUGAUUCAGAUAAAAAAAAUCACAAUGGCUGAUAACCAAUUUGUACCGUUAUUCCUAAAAUACUUUUUUUUAGUAAUUUACAUAUGUACAAGUACAUAAAUGUAUGUAUAUGUGUGUAGCUGCACAUGUUGUUAAAUAUGUACUGUUGACAUUAGAUGGAUACUUAAAAAUGAUGUUGGUGGCGUCAAUACACCUUAUCUAUAAACAUGCUUGUAUACAUCCCUAAUAAUGUACAUAACUACAGGGUUGAGUCGAGAAUUACGGCAAUAAUCGCUAUAAAAUAAUACUUUAAAUAUUGGCAUGUACCAUUUUUCAAUUAAACGCCAGAAAGCGAAGAAAUCUAUAUAUUUUUGAGAGCCAUAUUAAUUCACUUUUAAAACGUUUCAAGCUCUGUAUUAGCCCACUUCCAAGCAUACAAGAAGUUUCAGUUAACUAACCAACCCUGUUGCGGUAUUUUAAAUAUCAUACUAAGUUUUAUCAAAGGAGACAUAUGGACGACUUUACGGCGUCAUUUGGUCGUAUGUAUCGACACUCCUGCGCAUGGUUGCAGUACUCAUACUCACAGCACUGGUUCAACCGCGCUCCUAAUGUUAGUGUGACACUUUCCGGAACCAACGUAAAAGCCGUUAAUACGCAAAACAAACCAUUGAAAGUGUAUUGGUAGCUGCACUAUUUGGGUUUUAAUCAAAUUAAUUUGGCGAACAGUUGUAUCAGAACAAUCAAGAGAAUAGCAAGUGGCGCUAAAUAUCUGGCACAAAUAAACCUGCCGCUAUUGAGGGUGUAGAGCAAAUAUUCAAAAUAUAUUGAAUUGUACUAAGUGAAAACUAUUAGUAUUCAUGGCGUUUUCAAAACAAUAUUUCUAAAAUAGUUGAACAUUGUUCAUAUAUUUUUAACAAGAAAUUUGAAAUUAAAUAAUGUACAAAUGUCUUCAGAAGAGGAUGGAAAUAUGCUCAACUAUAGUGAAAUUAAUUUUCCUCAAGAUCGCAUUUGGACACAUAUACCCAAUUGGGAGAUAACGCUUAAGAUCUCCACAUUUGUGCCGGUUAUCAUUUUCGGCUUAUACGGUAAUUUCGUCAUACUACAGCUGAUCGUAAUGAAUCGUCCGCUACGAACGGCAACGAAUAUGCUAGUGUGCAAUAUGGCGGUAGCUGAUAUGUUGACACUUCUAAUAUGUCCUGCCAUGUUCAUGAUCAACGAUUUCUAUCAGAACUAUCAACUGGGUUCGAUAGGUUGCAAAAUGGAGGGUUUCUUGGAUGUGGCUUUUCUUAUAACAGCCGUUUUAAAUUUAUCGGCAGUCAGUUACGAUCGUCUAACAGCUAUCGUGCUGCCGACGGAAACACGCUUAACAAUGUUUGGCGUGAGAUUUGCGAUUGCCUUUACAUGGUUGGGUGGAUUUUUAAUAGCUUUGCCGUUGGCUAUAUAUAGAACGUACAAGGUACGUGUAUGGAAGAACUUCAAAGAGAUGUAUUGUAAAGAGAAUACCCAAAUAUUACCCAAAUAUUGGUAUUUUUUAAUUACGGUUAUGGUAUGGUUGCCGCUGAGCGUAAUGCUAAUUUGUUAUUCAGCGAUUUUCUUCAAGCUCGAUCGUUACGAGAAGCGUGUACUUAAUCGUGAACAUCCACUGAGUGUAUCCUAUAAGAGAACGGUGGCCAAAACGCUCUUCAUUGUGGUGAUCGUUUUCAUUGCGCUGCGUUUGCCAUUCACAAUUUUGGUCAUUUUACGUGACCAAUACAUAGCCACAAAUGAUAGCUCCGUAAAUAUUAGUUUUCGCAUCUUCUGGUAUAUAUCACAAUAUCUAAUGUUCCUGAAUGCUGCUGUCAAUCCACUGAUCUAUGGUUUUAACAAUGACAACUUUAGACGCGCUUACGAUCAGACACCACUGUGUAACUGCUUUAAACGCAAUACCAACAAAAUACAGUCCAAUAAAUCUUCUUGCUGCAGCGGCUGCAUGUGCUCUAUGUUCAAAUGGUCUAAACUAAUCUGUGGUUGUUUCAGUUUAAGAGCGAAAAAAACUUUCUCCUUCACUGGUGAUCAACAGGUGCAGAAUACGGAGGUGGCGCGUAGUGCAAGAGCGUCAAUAGUGGUGACGCCAGCGCUGUCGAAAGAGACGAAUGUGAACGAUGUACAAACAACGUAUAAUCGCUUCGACAAUGAGGGUUACCAUAAUAAUAAUAUAGAUGAAGGGUUUAUAUGA
This is a messenger RNA of Bactrocera dorsalis (oriental fruit fly), 2668 nucleotides long. RefSeq names its product neuropeptide FF receptor 2. Gene Ontology annotation, molecular function: G protein-coupled receptor activity. The record is from RefSeq and is a predicted model, not a curated record. The coding region runs from base 1397 to 2668 and encodes 423 amino acids. The transcript is spliced from 5 exons. Gene Ontology annotation, cellular component: membrane. Gene Ontology annotation, biological process: G protein-coupled receptor signaling pathway. Lineage: Eukaryota; Metazoa; Arthropoda; Insecta; Diptera; Tephritidae.